This is a messenger RNA of Zalophus californianus (California sea lion), 4503 nucleotides long. Its product is annotated as translation initiation factor IF-2-like. The transcript has a single exon. NCBI's taxonomy places the organism in Eukaryota, Metazoa, Chordata, Mammalia, Carnivora, Otariidae. The coding region runs from base 343 to 1338 and encodes 331 amino acids. The record is from RefSeq and is a predicted model, not a curated record.
UCGUGGCAGGCAAGAGCGAACGCGGGGCUGGCAGCUCUGAGCGGUGUGGAGCGUGUCCGCCAGUGUCCGUGUACAUCCGUGUGUGUGUGUGUGUGUGUGUGUGUGUGUGUGUGUGUGUGGUCUUCACAGGUGAACGACGUGCGUGGGUCUGGCGUUUGCUUCCACGGGUGUCCCUGUGCGGUGCGCCUGUGACGGAGGUUGGGCUGUGUCGGGGACUCCCGGCGGAGACAGAGCGCAGUGCGAGGAGCCGCGCUCCCCGCGGGUUGAAACGAAGCUGCGGCGAGGGGAGGCGUGGACCCGUGCGCCCCAGACCCCGGCGCGGCUCGCUGUGGCGGCGAGCGGAUGAAGCCCCUGAGCGCCGAGCCCCGGGAGGAGCGGAGAACGCCGAGCAGAGCAGGUUCACUCGCGAUCCGCUCCCGGGCAGCUCUCGGAUCCAAUCGGUGCCGUCUCCGCCCAGACCCCCGAGGUCUGGGUCCCCGACGCCUCCGUGUCCGCCACCAGCUGGGCGCUGAGGUCAGCGCGGGCUGUGUCGCCGGUCCUUGGGAACGUGUUGGGACACGUCCUUUAAGCGCAAUCGAGGAGGUGACUCACGGUGACAAGGAGACCCCGGGAAACGGACUGGGUGAGGUCAGAGCCCCGCCCGGGCUGGGGGAGAGUGGCCCCCCAGAAGUUGGCUUCCCGGCCCUCCGCGGUCUCUGUCCCCGCAUCGGCACAGUGACUAUUUGGCUGGCACACAGCGUUCCCAGGGAAGCCGGGACAUCAGGAGGGCCAGGACUGGGUGUCCGGUCCCCGCCUCGGAGCGCACCCUCGGGGACCCAGAGCGGUGGCCCCGCGCGGGGUGGGCUCGCGCCAGCCAGUCAGUUCGAGAAGAGCAGGAGUGGAACACACCUCUCUUCCAUCGCGCCCGCAGAACCCCCGACCAGCCUGCCCUUGGGUCGGGGCGCGGGACUCCGCCGCGGGCUCGGAGCCCUGCACUGCCGGGCAGCGGGGCGUGCAGUCCACGCCCGGGGCGGGGGGACGCGGAGAGGUCACAUUGGAGGGUGGGACUUCGGGGGGCGCGACGCUGCUCAGGGACUCUGGCAGCCGCAUCGGGGAGCUCCCGGCGCCCCCCACCAAAAUGCUCUCUCCGAGGGCGAAAGGUCUGAGCGGAGCAGGAGGACGAGUCCUUCGGGCGCCGCCGCCCAGCGCGGGCCACAGUGCAUCCGCCCAGUCGGGGGCCCUCGGGGGACACUGGCGCCCUCCUCGUGCGAAAAAAAAUCUGGGAAUUGGAUUUGGCACUUUAGGGUGCCCAGGCAGCUCACCCGCCCCUUCCCUCCCUCCACGUCGCCUUUCGAGUAGGACUUUCGAGCGGUUUUGUUUCCCUUGCUUUCGUCUAUUUUUAUUUUCCAGGGAUCUGACUCAUCCCGUGCUUUGGGCGUGGAGAGAAGGUGGAGGGACCAAACCUCUGCGCGCCUGUGCGUGCGGAGUGUGUGUAUGUGUGUGUGUGUGUGUGUGUGUGUGUGUGUGUGUGUGUCAGUCACAGAGGAGCGCGCGGUUUCCCAACAGUGGCGGGGCUUUCGGAAGCCUGGCUGGCUCAGCGUGACGUGUUUGCGGCCCCCGGUCCCCCUCCUUCUCCCCCCUCCCCACCCGAGGGUGACGCUGCAGCCUGAGUGGAAGCGAAGUUUUGGCGGGCGGGGAGCACUUUGCAGGAAACUGACUCAUCACAACUCCCUGCUGCUGUCCAAGGCUCUGCCCACGCACCGCCGACCCUGCGCGUGAUUUCCUGGAGACCAGCGCCCCCUUCCGGCCCCGGCGCGAAUAGCAAACACGCCUUCCCGCGGAAUGCGGCUUCGCCCGCCUUUCCUUCCCGCCUCAGUUCUCCUGGGCUGAGCCGCAUCUGCGAACGCCCCUUAAAAAGAGUACCCCAUUGAUUGGUUCAACAGUGUGUACUGAGUGCUUACUGUUUACUUCAGAAUUAAAGUUGGUUGAAGUCUAAGGCACCAAGGCCAACAAAGGAAGUUAUUUUCAGUUACUUGUUUGUAAAACAAGAGUUUCUGUUUCUGAGUUUUCCCUGAACGGGGCGUUUCGAUAAUGGGAGUGAGAUCAGAUUUUGAUGGGGAGCCUAUGAGAGUCAUAAGGGCAGGGCUGGUAGGAGAGAGGAUCCCUGCCUGGAUUCUGGUCCCAUCUUCAGCUCCUAGAAGCCAGGGAAUAUCCCAACUUCCUGACAAAAGCCUAGGCAGGCUCCUCCUCCUUGUGCCAAUGAGACACUGAGACCCAGAAUGUGCGUUUGGGGCAUCUCUGUGUACCCUCCCUUGAAUGGCACCCCAAGAGUGCCCAUCUGCGGAACUGCCAAACACCUGCUUAAAUCCUGUUUAAUUUGAGUUAAGUUAAUCUGGGGAGAGAGGGACCUAUCAAUCUGUAUUUUUAAAAAGCUCCCUAAGUGAUUCUGCUGGGCGGAAUCACAAAAACCCCUUCCCGGGCUAGGAACACAAAACUAGAGAGGGAGUGUGGAUGAACACCAGAGCACAGAACCCACAGGAAACAGGCCUGGCUUCAAAUCCUGGCUGUGUCACUUGUGAGUUGUGUGACCUUGGGCAAGUUACUUAACUUCUCAGAGGCUUAGUUACUUGUGUUAAAAAAAAAAAAGACCAAAUAUACCCACUCUUUAGGAAAAUUAACAUUUGUAAACUUCUUAGAACAGCCCCUGGCACAUAAAAAUAUAUAAAGAAAUCCCCACCCUUGCCCUAAAGAGAGUGGGUGAGGGUUAUUUGAGGGCUCUGCCCACUGCACUGCAUAACCCUUCUACAGGGCAGUGGCCCUUGGCUUUUUUAGUUUUCUGAUUAGGGGGCAAGCCUCAUAUCUCUCCAAACUCUUGCCCUUUAAACUUGGUCUGAGGUCACCUAGUGCCUCCCCCUCUCCCAUAAGCUGUGAGAGGUGGGGUGGGGGAGGGGUGACUGGGGCAAGGGUCCAGGGCUUCCUGCCCCAGGAGGUCACUCAGCAGAGCUUUCACCCUCUGAGCCUGCAAAGCAGGACUUGUCCUCAGGAAGACCCAGUCUUGCCAAGGCUGCACAGCCGCUCAGCCCUGGCGUCAGGCCAGAGCAGGGCAGGUGGGUGCCAGCACCUCGUCAUGAGCAGACUCACCCUCAGUUUUGCCUCUUCUGAAGUGGGAGGAGAGGAACCGGGUAGACCGGCCACCUCUGAUUUUCUGUGCCUGCUGAACGGGUUCCUUGGAUGCAGCUAACAGGGGGCAGGGGCUUCCAGGCUGUCUAGACUUCAGAUCACCUGAUGUGCCUGGCAGGAUGUGGCUCAGCCUGGGAGAAAUCAUCACCCUGCCCUGCCCUGCCCAGCCCCUCCUCACCCCCAGGCCUCUCUCGCCUGAUGACAUCCUUGGGAAAGGCGCUCAGCACACAGCACCUGUCAGCUGCUGUCUGAAGGAGGUGGUGGCCAGGGAGAACGACGUGGAGAAGGCUCAGGAAGAACUGAACACAGAGAGAAAUAAUAACACUUCUGUUUUCCAAACACUCUUAUAUACCAGCUGCUCCUCUAAGCAUGUUACCUACAGUAACUCCAUUAAUCCUCACGUAUGUCCUCUGAGACAUGCACUAGUACUGUCUCCAUUUUACGGAUGAGGAAAAUAGAGCCCAGAGAAGUUAAGCUACUUGUCCAGGGUCGCCCAGCAGAGCCUGGAUUCCAAUCCAGGCAGUCCCGCUCCAGGGCCCUGGCUGUAAACCACAAGAUACAGCCUCUCACCUCUGGGUUCUAUUGCCUUGCCUGAUGAAGGGACUCCCUGGCCAAGUGCUUGACCAUGCUUCCACAGCCCCAUUUUAUAGAUGAGAAAACGGGCCCAGAGACAUUAAGUGACUUUUUAUUUUUUUUAAUUCAAAAAAAAUUUUUAAAGUGACUUUUUAAAGUUUAUGUAGUAAGCAGCAGAGCUAGGACUAGAUCUUAGGUGUUUUUUUUUGUUUGUUUGUUUGUUUGUUUUUAAUCGCAAAGUCCAGGGUACUUUUGAAUUUCAGAACAGAGUUAUCCCACAUGGGCAUCUGGGUAGAGGAAUUCAGGAGGCCAGAGGAGCAGUCAGCCUGUCAUUUCACUCGGGACCUGACCUUUUGGCCAGGGCUGGGGUUGGGAAACUACUGGACUCUGGCAAUUCACACGUACUUGGGGCAUUCACGCCCAUGAGGGACACCUCGGGGGGAAACAAAUUGAUUUUAGCUGAUAAUACCCAGUGGUAAACAGGACUCUGAUCCCUGCUAUUGCAAUAAACUUGUCUUUGUUGACAUAACUUGUCCUUCAGCUGCCCACUCCCCCAGUGACCUGGGGGUGCCAGGAUGGCUGAGCUCUGUCCCCACCCCGUGGCUGUUGACUGGGGGUUGGGGAUGGCCUGUGGGAAGGAGAUGGUGGCAAACCAGCUGGAAGGGGCCAGGGAGACCUCGUGUUCUAGGAGGAAGACGUCACCCAAGCUCUCACAGCAAAGCGCGGCCUGGUAAGGUAGGGCGCAAUUUCUUGAGUGACUGGCGCCUUGUG